AUGCUGAUGACAAGAGCGUCAUUGUGUGGUAGAUCAAUGCCAAUUAGAUCUUUCUUUUGGAAGCCGAUUACAGGAUCGUCUUUUGCUAGCGGAAUGUCGGUUGAGACUUGGGAGAUCAUAGUGGCUUGUUUGAGCUUCCCUUUUUUUUUCCUUGCUGGUCAGCCAAGAUUCCUCGGAGUCGGCUAUGAUUGUGUUAAUCCUUAUGACCUUUUGGAGUGGCUCCUUAGCGGUGUCGCGGUCCUCUAUCUGCGGGAUGGCCUGCUUAGCAAUGAAUUCCGUGCAAUGACCUUCCCUCACGAGUUCUUCGAGGUGUGCUUUCCAAGCGAAGCAGUUGUUCGUAGUGUGUCCAUGUGUCCCAUGGAAGGCACAACAUUUGCUAGUAUCCCUCUUGUCUGGAUCUCCUUUCAAGGGUAG
Messenger RNA from Prunus armeniaca (apricot), 414 nucleotides. The record is from the annotation of a GenBank genome assembly. NCBI's taxonomy places the organism in Eukaryota, Viridiplantae, Streptophyta, Magnoliopsida, Rosales, Rosaceae.